Molecule: messenger RNA, 234 nt
Organism: Fonsecaea multimorphosa CBS 102226
Lineage: Eukaryota; Fungi; Ascomycota; Eurotiomycetes; Chaetothyriales; Herpotrichiellaceae
Exons: 1
Coding region: 1-234 (77 amino acids)
Source: RefSeq, a predicted model, not a curated record
AUGUCUCGAUCCCAAGCCCAUGACGAACGCAACCAGGCGCUCCGGGGCGGCUUGAGCUCCCUGGAAGCUGCUAUGAGUGUUUCUGUGCCUACCAAGGAUACAGUUGCGUCUGAAAGCACGAAGCUAGGUCAGACAGUGAGGACGGAAGAUGUCCCAGACAGUGAGGGAGCAAAAGUUCAUUGGAUAGGGGACAGUUCUGCUCCAAGCGUGAUUCUAUAUUUUCACGGUAUCUGA